UUUGACCUGCCGAGCUGGCUACGAUUCGCACAUUGGUCUAAGCUGUUGUGGUAACGUUGGCUAGCUACCGCUGCUGUAUGUAGCUAGCCAGUGUACAAGCUAGCUAAGCUACGUUUUCACUCGUUGUUAGCUUGCUAGCUAAUUAGCUUUUGAUUGACGUUUAGAUGGGCGUUAAGUUUUACACGAUGUCGUUAAUAAGCUUGACAGUUUGUUUAUCAAGCUAAUUAUUAAGUUUAUGUGUAACAUUACCUGAAAAUAUGCACACCCUAAACAUCGGACACGCUUUUUAACAAAACUCAGUUUUGCGUUCACUGUACUGUCAGCAAAUGUUUUGUAAUCAAAGAACGAAUCAAAGCAGGGCUGGUUGGGGUGGUUAUGGCUUUGUCAUUCUUCAUCAUCUUCGCAGCAACAGUGCUUCAAGUUUUCUGUGAAACUUCAGAAAUCAAGGCUCUGCUCCCAGGCCCCAGUGACUGCUGUGCAGAGAAUGGCAUGGUGGGGAAUGGAACCUGUGUGAACAGCACCCAGUGUGAGCCAGGGUGCUUCCUGCGCAUCCUGGAGAACGACACGGCCGUCUGUAUGCUCUGUGACACGCAGUUCCUGGACCCGGACAACGUCUCCAGCUGCACUUACAUUCCAGUGAAGACUAAUGUGACCUUUACUGCAGGAAUGCCGAAAAUCGGUGGUCCGGGCGUGGUCGCCUCCCUCCUGCUGGGAACGUUGUUGGUGAGCCUCUUCCUCAUCCUGUCUGUCGCGUCCUUCUUCUACCUCAAACGCUCCCACCGUCUGCCCGGAAUAUUCUACAGACGGAACAAAGCCUUCAUAUUCCAGCCCAGCGAGACAGCUGUAAUGAUACCUACACCUACAUCCUCAGCGAGAAAGACCAGGUACGUCAGAAGAGAGCGGCCGUCGGCGACGGCUGCAUCCACCGCCGCCACCAUCUCCACCGCGGCCGUCACCAAAGUCAGCAACGUGUGAGGGUCCGCAGAGGGGCAUGCUGGGAUACGGGGACCCCCGGGGACGUCCUCCUGCCUCGGGCACUGUUAGGGAAGCGUUAGCGUGUGUAUUCCUCCUGCAGUCUGGCCUGUAGCGUCUGCCUGUGGAUACGCUAGAGACUAGCAUUCUGCUUCACACCUGAGACGUCAGCCAAGACCAGUGGUGGCUUUUCUCUUCUGAUAUAAACACGUACUCGGGUACAACUGAUUAUUUGAUAAGAACUGACAGAGGGCUUGUAGCUCUGGAGGUGAAUGCUUAAUUCUUAAAUGAGAAGAAUACAAGAAAGUCCUCCUGGCCAAUGUUCUUAAAAUCUUGGGAUGCCACUACUGAAUUUGAGCACCUUCUAAUGAGAUUAAUUUAUUUUCAAUGUAUUUAUUAUUACUUUGUGUGGGUACAUUGUGUGGGUUAUUGUAUGGAGCGUAAAACCAAAAAACUGAGCUUUCGGUCGAUUUUGAAACAUACAAAUUUGUCAACCUAUGACUAGGAAUAGACUGCCAAAUGUCAUUCAUGUAUUCUGUGGUCGCUUCACGGUUGAUUGGGGUCAAGCACACUGUAAAGUUUUGGAUUUUAAUACUUUCAGAGUUGGCUCAUACCCAUUGCACUGAACAGAGAAAAGAAUCGAGAGGAAAAUUGCAGCAUUUUAAUGAAAAUAUGCACUAAUAUUUAAAGACUUCAUGAAUGGCCGCAGCUUUUAAAUGAGACCGUAGUUUGUAGUUAGCAAUAGCCCUCCACUUGGUCAGCUUUUCCCUGAGAAGUGAAAUGUCAUUGCAAUAGGUACAUACAGAUUAACACUUACUUAAAUACAGCAUUUCCCAGAUCAAAUUAGCAGCAACCCACAAUUGGCCUUGUAACAGAUCAAUUUGGGAAUUGAGAAAAAUGAAGAAUAGCAACUUUCGAAUAAAAAAAUUCCAACCAAAUGCCAUUGCACUCUAGCGUGGAGUGUAAUAUAUUCUAUGGGAAAUUAGUAACCUUGGACACAUAAGAGAGGGUGAAAUUAAAAAACUCAAUUCAUGUGGAGACUGUAGACUCCAUCUCAUUUAGCACAGUCACCAGUUAAUUUCCCAAAUGUUUGUGUCAAAAUAUCCCAAGUAAUAAUUUUAACAUUGAUGAGCAACAAAACCAGUGGGGAAAUCACCGUGUUGUCCUUGACUGCCAAUAGUUCAUUUAUGAAAUUGUGACCCACAGUGAAUGUAAGUCUUAUUGUGGAUUUCCUCUACUUUUUCCAGCAAGUUUUAUGAAAUGUGUAAUGUAUGAAAUGUGUAAUGUAUGAAAUGUCUUUGAGGCGCACAUUUUUUAUUUCAACAAGCAGCUGUAAUGCCAUAAAAUGUGCUCAAUAUCUCUAUUUUGAGGAAUCUCACUUUAUCGUUGUAGACAUGACUGGCGUGUACUGUAGUUGUUGCCAAAUAUAUGAACAUUUGUCAUUUGUCUGAGGGGAAAACACACAUAUUGACUGCAUUUGCAGUGCCAAGUGUCCUGGCUGGAUGGAUCCUGCAUACCUUUUCUUUCUGAAAAUUGUACAAUUGAGUUGUAGCUACACAAGUAUGGUGUUUCUUUUUUUUUUCAUUUUGUAAAUGUUGCGCAGUUAUCCUAAUGUUGUACUUGUUUUUGGUGUUGGGGUGAAGUUAGUGGGUGAGCAACCACUCUGUGAAGUUAGUGGGUGAGCAACCACUCUGUAGAAUUGUGUGCCAAUGGGCAAGUCCCAGAAUAUUUGUGAGCUGCAUUAUACUAUUUGUAUAGUUGAAAGGCCUAGUUUCUGAGGAUGUUCAAGGUCGAACAUGAAACAAAAUAAUACUUGUUCGCAAAUUGGUCUUGUGUCAUGUGCAGUAUUUAUUCAAAGCCCGUGAUAUAAUGGCUGUUGUACAGCAAUCACCUUAAACCUGUACAUAUUGUACUGUUUUUAUACAGAUGAUGUGUGUAUUUUCUGUUUUGUACCGACUGUAUUUUCUAUGUAAUGAUUCCAGAUUUAAGUUGUAUGGCUUAAUAUGAUGAGAAAAUAAAGCAUCUUUCCCAAAA
Conger conger (European conger) is the source of this 3006-nucleotide messenger RNA. It is a transcript of the gene c14h1orf159, whose product is annotated as chromosome 14 C1orf159 homolog. Bases 376 to 975 code for a protein of 199 amino acids. The transcript is spliced from 9 exons. Lineage: Eukaryota; Metazoa; Chordata; Actinopteri; Anguilliformes; Congridae. The record is from RefSeq and is a predicted model, not a curated record.